This is a messenger RNA of Anguilla rostrata (American eel), 2279 nucleotides long. RefSeq lists its product as uncharacterized. The record is from RefSeq and is a predicted model, not a curated record. The transcript is spliced from 3 exons. The coding region runs from base 835 to 1749 and encodes 304 amino acids. NCBI's taxonomy places the organism in Eukaryota, Metazoa, Chordata, Actinopteri, Anguilliformes, Anguillidae.
CUUCUCAGUUUUGAAUGCUAAAUCAGGAUUUAUUCAGAUAGAACUAGAUGAUGCAUCAACUUUUCUCACAACCUUCAAUAUUCCAAUUGGAUGAUUUAGGUGGUUGAGACUCCCAUUUGGUUUAAAAUGUGUGCCCAAAAUUUUCCAGUAUAUUAUGAAUGAAAUUCUGGAGGACAUUGCUGGUGCCAUAAGUGUAAUGGAUGACAUUCUCAUUGCGGCGCCCACAGUGAAGGAGCACUAUGCAAUUCUCUGCCAAGUGGUUGAGAGGGCCACAAGCUACAGUCUGAAGGUUAAUUUCAACAAAUAUCACAAAUUUGUUGGCGAAGCAUUGGAGCUCCCAUUAACGUGAAUGGAGAAUAUCAGACUUUUGAAGGCAACAUGUCCUCGAUGGUAUUUUGAAACUCAAUCGAGGGCCGUUACGUUUUGUAUGAAAGGCAGAUUGAAAAAUAUGCAUUAUGUAAUAAAAUAUGCACAUUUUAAUAAAUAUUUUCCCAAGACUUCUGGUCCAAAACAACCAUUGUGUCAGAAACUGUGCUUAAAUUGAAGUUUAUGAUCACAAAAAAUGGACCGACGGUUUUCUUUGGUUGUUAAAUCACCUUGGAUUUGUACAUUGAAUUCAAUGUUCAGCAUGCAUGCGCAGUAGAGGCUGCUUCACCGCCUGGACCCUCCUACCCUCUCCAGUUCCUAUGUACGCUCUACGCUUGUUUCUAGGGGGUGAUGUGCGCACUUUGCAGUGAUUCCGCGCUAAACAGAAGGAAAAAGGAGAACGUCUGCCAGGGAAAGUGUGGAGACAGGUUUUAGUAUUUUGUAGCUUCUUGAUAAAAUUUUUAAAAAAUGUCUGGAUUAUCCGGAACGGAACAGGAGGGUUGCAGGAAAAUGCUAAGCCUUCUGUCAUAUUCCGAUUUAAUGGCACUUUGUGAUACUGUCACUAACAAAUUGAUUACGGUGGUAAGCACUGGAGAGGCAAUGGACGCGAUCUUGACAUGCAGUAAGAGUGCUGAAGAAUUACUGAAGCGAAGGAAGGUGUAUCGUGAAGUUAUAUUUAAGUACCUGAUCAGUGAGGGUAUUGCCAUGCCUCCCGACGCCGACAAGAAUCAGCUUGCGAGGAGGGCCAUGCUGUUUUGGGCUUUGAAUUCGAGGGUAAAAUCAAAUAAGGCCUCUUAUGUUUCAACACCAGCAGAUGAGGAAAUGGAUUUUUCAAGUGCAGGGGAAGAGAUCAGUGCGUGUGACUACAUGGCCCUGGGAAAGCAGUUCUGUCAGUGGUUCUACAACCCCGUGAACACCCAGAAUCCCACACUGGGUCAAGAACCACUGCACUGGGGUCCCCAGCAUUUUUGGGAGGAUGCAUGGCUGAUUCUUUGUUACAGCGCAGAAGUGCAGAAAAUUGACAGGUUUCAGGGGGCAGAGCUGGUCAGCCAGAAUCUCCUCGCUCUCGUAAGGGACGAGAGACUCUUCUUCAGCCCCAACCUGGAGCCCCACGGACUGAAGUGCGAAGCCACUCCCCACGGGCUGGUGAUGGCGGCGGUCGCCGGAACAAUCCACCGCGAACAGGCCUGUCUGGGAAUCUUCGAGCAGGCGUUCGGCCUCAUACGCUCCCCACUGGACGCCAACAGCUGGAAGAUCAAGUUUACACAUUUGAGAAUGAGAGGGCAGAAUGAACUCACUGGAGGAGAGGAAAUGACAUCACCAGCAGUAACAUACAGCUCAAACGAACUCCUGUCGCUCUGUGAACGAGGAUUAUAUUUCUAAUAUGUAGUUGCGUUGAACUUGUGUGAAACUGAGCACUUUGUACAAAUGGUUGAUGUUUAUACUCCUGGAAUGGGACUACAGAGAAUAUGUACAUAUUUUAUGACGUAUUACAUAUUUUUACAAUCUGCUUUUCAUGUGACAAAUACCAAUUGUUAAUCAAGUUUCAGAAUAUCAUUGUGGAUGUUUUAUUUUGCUUUCAAGUCUGAUAUUCCCCAUUCAUUUGAAUGGGAGCUCCAAUGUUCUGCCCUCAACAUGCACAGUACUUCUGGGAUUUCACAAUCUUAGGUUAGCUGAAGGCAUGCUUUCUUAGUUAAAUCUGAAUGCCUUUGCUUAUGUUGAUCCUGCAAUGUAAUUGUUGACAUUUUAGGUUAUAGCCAGCAGGGGGUGCUACUGUAUCUAUAUUUGGAUACAUGAUAUAAUUUAUGAUGGUUAUUGUCUUUUAUAAGCAUAAAUUAUUAACACUGUGAAAUUAACAACAAUGGCAUAGCCUCUCAGAACACAGAGAUCACAAAUAAACUUGAGAAAUAACA